Thamnophis sirtalis is the source of this 863-nucleotide messenger RNA. Lineage: Eukaryota; Metazoa; Chordata; Lepidosauria; Squamata; Natricidae. The record is from RefSeq and is a predicted model, not a curated record.
AUCCUUCAGCGCCUCCUUGUUCUGGCCCAAGAGGCCCUUCAGGUGUUGGAGAAGCAGCUGAUGGACCCUCUGGGAAACCAGGAUGUGAAGAUGGCCUUCCGGCCUCCGCUGGACCUUUAUGAUGUCCUCAUCCACCUGAACCCCAAGCAAAUUCCCAGGCACUUGGAGGCGGUGGACCGGCCCACCGCGUCCUUCCACCGGGGGACACUGAAGAGCAGCAGUACCACAAAAACCAUUUCUUUCCCGGUGGUGGAUUACGACCCCGUGCAGUGCUACCUGCAGGAGCUCCGAGAAGCCUUCGGUGACUUCGCCCUGUUCUUCUACGACAAAUAUGGGGGAGACGUUAUUGGGGUCCUCUGGAAGCCCUCGGCCUUUGAACCCCAGCCCUUCAAGGUAUCCAACAUUAAUGGAAGGAUGAUAUCCAGAGUAAGUUCUCAACCAACGGUAGUUCCAAAUGUGGAGGCUAUUUUGGAAGACUUCAAGAUCUUGGGGGAAGGCUUGGUCAAAACAUUGGAAGCUCGGACAGAGAAAUGGUCCAUCUAGAAUUGAAUGUUUGAAUGUUUAUUUUUUUAUUUUAUUUUUGUAUAAUUGCCUGGGGUCCUCCUUGGAUUUGGAAAUGUUGAGGGUGGGUUCUUCUCACCCAUAACUUUUUCUUUUCUUUAGACUUUCCCUAGAUUUUUUUUUAUUAUUAUAUUGUGAUUGAAAUCUCUUUCCAUCCUCGUCUCCUUCCAAAGAUGCAUUCAGUUCAGAGGAGCCCAAUGCCUUCAAUAAAAAACUGUCACUGGAGGGGUGGGGGAGGGUUUGUAUGUUUAAAGCUGUAUUUGUAUGCCUUAUUAAAAAACAAUGUAUAACCAAUAAAGAUU